CCCAGCCACUCGUCAUUUCGAUGUAAUAACGAGCAGUCGUGUCGCUACAGGGCUCAUUGUAGUUCACACGAAAGCCCUUAAUAGUGCCUUUUCAAAUGUAGUCCUUUGGUGUUAUUCAGCGCAAAGGCUUUAUAUCUGAACUUCGAGAGGAAAAUCGAUGCAAUCAUCAGUUGCGGUCUAGAUCAGUAUCGACCGUCUCCCACAGUCUACAGCAGUGGUCUAUCCCGAUGGGUUGAGAACGCCGACGUUUUGUGAUAGUGGUCACACCACUCACGCUACAUAAAAGGGAAUUUAACUGAAAAGGUGGUGCCAAAGUACACCUCAAAAAUAAUUGGUCGACGAGGUAUAAUCAAUGCCGACUCCGAGCACAGCCACCGGAGCAUCGUCUGUCACGCCGUGAUCACCCUCCACCCGUGCCACCAUCUUCACAAUUUUGAUGGUCACUACCCCGCUGGAGAAAAUCAUCUACACGCACUGUCACUUCAUUAUUAUUAAGUUUCUCAAUAUUUUCUUCAUUUUGUAGUUCUAUUUAUCUAUUUUAUAUAUCAACUUGUUAUCAAUUUGAAUAUGAGCAAGAUUCUAAAAGUCGUCGGGGCCUCAUGGCUCCAGACGAAAAUCAGCUCCUACAUCCUCGGGAUCCUCGGUCUUCUCUCAAUCUUGGCCUUAUUUGUUGGACAGAUCGAAAGAAUUCAGGAAGAUGGUAACUACGCAGCAACUGUAUUCUUUUCAAACAAAACCGGUUAUCGUAUUGAAUAUUGGGGACAAAGUAACGAACUCAAAGACAUACCAAGAGGCGUAGCUCGGGCUUACUUCAGGAUGGACAUCGAUACAACGGGUUGGUCUCUAUUGGAAAUUGAAACUGACCCAUCGUAUUCUGAUGAACACCAAGCUUACGCGGCAGGCAUUGUCGAGGGCGCUCUGACAUGGUCUCUAAUCCACUCGCAUUUGGACAACACCAUCCGCGCGAAAUGCGGCGAAGAUACAAACACAAUGAAACAAUGCGAAAAGUUCAGGGACGCUUUAGACAAGUCUGUGGAUAUCUGGAAAGCACAGGCCGCGGAACGAGGCGAUGAAGACCCAUUCUGGCAUCAUGUAUCUUUGUACUACACGCAAAUAAGUGGAAUAUUCACAGGAUGGAAGCACGGAAUUGACCGCAGCAUGAAAGAAUAUGAAACUGAUAUUUCUGACUUAUACUGGUUGAAUUCCGUUGCCGAAGCACUUGAAAUCCAACGCAAAAUGAACCUAACUUUAGAAGAUGAGUCAAUUGCAACUGUUCCCCAUUUAUCGAGCGCAUUUUUGAGAGUUGUUGACGACAUCAAUCAUGAUGGAACGCCUACAAAGAAGCUGUAUGUUUCGCAAAACGCCGCAGGAAGUUACUCCUCCAUGACUCGCAUCCUAAAGAAAUACAAACUAAACUAUCACGUCACGUCAAAAGACACCCAACUGGUCCCCGGUACGUCAGUCCACUUCUCAGGCUACCCGGGCUCCAUCACCAGCCAAGACGAAUUUUACAUCGUAAAGGGCAAUGAACAUAGGAUGGCAGUCACGGGCACUGCUCUCAGAAACUACAAUAUCAAGCUAUGGAAAGAGGUCAACAUUACGGAACAAGUGCCUGUCGGUCCCCGAGUGUCAGCCGCGAACCAUCUGGCGUCCAACGUGAGCUCUUGGGGCCAUAUUCUGGCCAGCAGCAACUCAGGAACGGGAAGCAAACAAUGGCUUAUCGUGGACUUUAACAGAUUCGACACACUUCACACACCUCGCCCUGAAGAAGAAAAACCAGAGCAGAAUGAAGUUGUUACCGAGAGCACUGUUGACAAGGAUGUGAGACACAUCGUGGUGCACCGCAACAGCAACGGACAUUCCAAGGGACUGGUCGCGUUGGUGGAACAAGUUCCUGGACUGACACACUCAGCUGACUUGUCUGAUGCCUUCUUGAAACAAGGCUAUUGGGCUACCUACGGACUGCCAUUUUUCAAAGAUAUCACCGACAUCACACACGUUAACAAAAUGGAAGAAAUGUACGGCAACAUAUUUUCGGAAACAGGAUCUUCAAGAGCUGUAUUAUUUAAGGAAGGUUGUAAGAACGCUACCAACUUGGAGAGCAUCUUGUUGUUGAUGAGACAAAAUAACUUGACUGAGGCAAACAGCACUGCUGGUGACAACAACUGUGCCGGAGAUAUACACUGUAUCUUGAGUGAGGAAGGGUACUGGUCUGUUGUUGGAGCAAGAGGAGACAUCGGGAACAUCCACAAAGAAGCCUAUGGAGUAAUUGACACUAAAGUCGUAUCUGGAGCCCUCAAUGAAAGCAAGUUGGAAUUUUUCACGUUAUCCGGUCCACCAUACACAGAAAUCCAGGCGAACGUAACACAAAUAUUACUCAACAAGGGGAACAUUGCACCUAUUUAUACUAAACUACUCAAUGAUAAUCCUGACAUCAAUGGGUUGGAAAUCAGGGACCUCGUUCUACAAGAGCAAGAGAAGGCUGAAGAGGAUAAACUGGAUCUUCUCAACAAAAACACCAUCAAACCGUUUGAUUGGUCAGAGAGCGUAUUCGUAAACUCAACACAUGAAGGUCUACCAGACCGAUGGGCUUUUGAACUCUACGCGCCUAAAUGGACGUGGUGAAUCUCCAAGUCAUCAUAUCUCUCAUAAUAAUUUGUUUUAAUUUAAUUUUAAGCCUUGGUUCAUCACUUCCAAAUAAGUAAUAAUAAGAAUCGUAUGCUAAUCGUAUUAGGCGCAUUAAAUACUUACAAUUUAAGUACCCAAACCAUUGGCAUCCAACUUUAUCUACUUUACGUAAAUAAAAAGACUACACGGAAACUAUUUGAAAAGUUUCUAAAAUAUAAAUCUAAUGAUUUUUUUAAAACCAAGCUCCGUUUGUAAUUUAAUUUCAAUGUUAACUUUAAGAUUAUUUAUUGGGUUUAUGUUCGUACCAUUAAUGUUCGUUUGUAUAUGUGUUUUAGACGAAUUAGUGAUUACCUGUUUCUGUGACUCAACCAGAAAUUUACAUUUUACAUUGUGACUUAGAAGAAGGAAUAUGGAUUGGUUUUUAAUGAAAUUUAUAUCUACAAAGUUCACAUAUUGGAACUUUAUAUUAACUUUGGACAUGUACUUGAUAUGUACUUAAUUGAUUUUAUCUAUUUUCAUAUUUUUUAUCUAUUCUAUGUACUUAUGUGACAUUUUAUGAUCCGAAAGGAUCACCAUUUGUUUAAUAAAAAUGAAGUGACUUAAAUAUGCAAUAUUCGAUUUUGCUCUCGAAAAUAAAUGUUUCCAUUUACCUAUGA
Messenger RNA from Trichoplusia ni (cabbage looper), 3284 nucleotides. RefSeq names its product putative phospholipase B-like lamina ancestor (gene lama). Gene Ontology annotation, molecular function: glycerophospholipase activity. The coding region runs from base 568 to 2625 and encodes 685 amino acids. The record is from RefSeq and is a predicted model, not a curated record. Lineage: Eukaryota; Metazoa; Arthropoda; Insecta; Lepidoptera; Noctuidae. Gene Ontology annotation, cellular component: extracellular region. The transcript is spliced from 11 exons. Gene Ontology annotation, biological process: phospholipid catabolic process.